UCUUGCUGCUAACCGAAUGUCGUGAAGUGGGCCGAGCUGUGUACGUAGGAGCGCCAGUUCUCUCCGCUCGCCUGCCCUCGCGGUGCGCCCCACGUGCCAACCAGCCGGCUUUGAAUCUCUCUGAACCUAGGACCCAGGGGUUUCCGGGUACGCCCCGAUCCCGUCUCACCGCAGAUCCGCACCAACAAUUGGCUGUGGGCGGCGCGGCCCCGCCUACACCAUGGCCGCCGCCUGCGGCCGGGGAACCUAAGAGGCUGUGGUGUACUGUUCUCCUCGGUCCUUCUCCGGCUCCCGGGGACGCUGGCCUGUGGCGCAUGGGCCUUCUCCGAGGCGGGUCCCCAUGCGCUCGGGCCAUGGCGCGCUGGGGCGCUCUGCGUUCCCACCACUGCGCGCUGCUGCUGGCCGCGGCGCUCGCGGUGUGUGCCUUCUACUACCUAGGCUCGGGCCGGGAGACCUUCUCCAGCGCCACCAAGAGGCUGAAGGAGGCCCGAGCCGGGGUCCCCGCCGCGCCCUCGCCGGCUGCGCCGGAGCUGGCGCGUGGCUCCGUGUCGCCGGCCGCGGGCGCCAAGGCCAAGAACCUAGAGGGUGGUGGGGCCGGGCCCGUGGACUACCACCUGCUGAUGAUGUUCACUAAGGCCGAGCACAAUGCAGCGCUGCAGUCCAAGGCCCGUGUUGCGCUGCGCUCGCUGCUGCGCCUCGCCAAGUUCGAGGCGCACGAGGUACUUAACCUGCACUUCGUGAGCGAGGAGACCAGCCGUGAGGUGGCAAAGGUCUUGCUGCGGGAGCUACUGCCGCCCGCCGCCGGCUUCAAGUGCAAGGUCAUCUUCCAUGAUGUUGCCGUGCUCACAGACAAGCUGUUCCCUGUGGUGCAGGCCAUGCAGAAGCACUUCAGUGCCGGCUCUGGGACCUACUACAGCGACUCCAUCUUCUUCCUGUCGGUGGCCAUGCAUCAGAUCAUGCCUAAAGAGAUCCUGCGGAUCAUUCAGCUGGAUCUAGACUUGAAGUAUAAGACCAACAUCCGAGAGCUAUUUGAGGAGUUCGACAACUUCCUGCCCGGUGCAGUCAUUGGCAUAGCCAGAGAGAUGCAGCCAGUGUACAGGCACACAUUCUGGCAGUUCCGCCAUGAGAACCCCAAGACCAGAGUUGGAAGCCCUCCCCCUGAGGGGCUUCCUGGCUUCAACAGCGGGGUGAUGUUGCUCAAUCUGGAAGCCAUGCGCCAGUCCCCACUCUACGGACACCUGCUGGAGCCAGCACAGGUGCAGCAGCUCACCGACAAGUACCACUUCCGGGGCCACCUGGGGGACCAGGACUUCUUCACCAUGAUUGGCAUGGAGCACCCCGAGCUCUUCCAUGUGCUGGACUGUACCUGGAACCGGCAGCUUUGCACUUGGUGGAGGGACCACGGUUACAGCGACGUCUUCGAUGCCUAUUUCCACUGUGAGGGUCAUGUCAAGAUCUAUCAUGGCAACUGCAAUACCCCCAUCCCAGAGGACUAGUCCCCAAGCCACUGUAUCAGGGGACAUGGGGGUGCUUUUCUGGGACAGGUCCCCCAGGGAAAGCUUGAACCUCUGUGGAGGUGCCGAGGGAGGUGUCCCCCCACUGUGAUGAAGGUGCUGCUAGAGUGCGCCCAUCUAUCGCCCCGAUCCUGACACCACUACUCUGGGGACUGGCCCUGGCCAUUGCCAGCACUCCAGCCAUCUUCCUCCAGUAUAAGCAUGGGGACUUCUUGCAGCAGGCUCAAAAGCAGGUGUUAAAGAGAAACAAGGAACAAAGCUGGUGCCCCUUGCCACCAGCCUCCAUGGAAUGGACAUUCUGCUAAGAACCACCACCUCUUGGACCAAACAUAAAUGUAACUUAAAUUGGUGAGCUCUGAGUUUGCAGAACUGCAGGAGCUCCUGGUGGGCUGUGAUGAAGUGAGCCAGGGAUCCGACCACCACCCGAGGUCCAGCAUCCAAGCAAAGCCCCACCUGGGAGGCUGGGUGCUUGGUUGGUCUCUUGAGGCACACUGCACUCACUUGGAGCAGGAUGAAGUUUGCCAACUGUUUGGAAAAGGGCUCUGGGGCCAACUGGGGAGUCUCAUGGUGGUAGAAGUAAUAGCUUUUGUCUUCCAGCUCCCUUCCAGAACCCAUGUUGUUAACCCUGUUCCUGCAUACCAGGCCAGCUCUGGGCAGCCAAUUGGAAUCCAAACUGCCAUCAAAGAACAGAGAAGGGCCGCUCCU
Ochotona princeps (American pika) is the source of this 2219-nucleotide messenger RNA. RefSeq names its product xyloside xylosyltransferase 1 (gene XXYLT1). The coding region runs from base 315 to 1496 and encodes 393 amino acids. Lineage: Eukaryota; Metazoa; Chordata; Mammalia; Lagomorpha; Ochotonidae. Gene Ontology annotation, molecular function: UDP-xylosyltransferase activity. The record is from RefSeq and is a predicted model, not a curated record. The transcript has 4 exons.